AUGGUGUCCAGAUUUCAUCAUUAUCAUGGGUCGAAUAUUAUAUUAUUUGAAGACAACACCGUCGCAUAUAGGAAGGCGAGUUUUGCGCAUGGAUUGACUUUUAGUGAGAAACCUCUGUUACCGGGUGAAAUAUUUUUAGUGGAGAUAGAGAAAACUGAACGUGGUUGGAGUGGUCAUAUGCGAUUAGGACUUACAUUACUUGAUCCACAGACAGCUGCUCUUGGUGAUAAAGGACUUCCCCAGUAUGCAUUACCUGAUUUGGCGAACACUGGAAUGUCAUGGAUAUUUCCAAUUUCAAAGUCUCAAAAUAAUGUAUUGAUAGAACUUGUAAAUCAAGGUACCAGUGGUCGACGUGAAAAUGAGCACAGGGUUUCAGUUUUAGGAGAUGGGCAUAGUGUGCGAACACCUCGUGGAAAUAUUUCGAAAAUGCUUUUGAGGCCACAAAUAUUAUCACUAAAUGGGACACCUCAAGGUAUUUUGCCUAUGGAUGCUGGAAGUCGCAUUGGAGUUAUGUUUGUUCCUUGUCCAAAAAUCAAAAAAGAUGAACCAGAUUUAGCUGAAAUGCAUUUUAUUAUCAAUGGAGAAGAUCAAGGCCCGUGUACUAAGGCCAUUCCUUACAAAAGUGGACCAUUACAUGCUGUUGUUGAUGUAUAUGGUACAACAAAACAAGUAAAAAUUGUACAGUUGUAUGGUGUGAAAACACUUCAACAUGUGUGCCGUGAUGCAAUACUCCAGUAUGUAAAUAAUGGAUCAGUGAAGUCAUUGCCAUUGCCAAAGUGUUUAAAAGACUUUCUACUCUCAUAG
Parnassius mnemosyne (clouded apollo) is the source of this 804-nucleotide messenger RNA. NCBI's taxonomy places the organism in Eukaryota, Metazoa, Arthropoda, Insecta, Lepidoptera, Papilionidae. The record is from the annotation of a GenBank genome assembly.